Vollenhovia emeryi is the source of this 1720-nucleotide messenger RNA. It is a transcript of the gene Fadd, whose product is annotated as fas-associated death domain protein. The record is from RefSeq and is a predicted model, not a curated record. Gene Ontology annotation, biological process: signal transduction. Bases 292 to 1062 code for a protein of 256 amino acids. The transcript has 5 exons. Gene Ontology annotation, molecular function: protein binding. NCBI's taxonomy places the organism in Eukaryota, Metazoa, Arthropoda, Insecta, Hymenoptera, Formicidae.
CUGGGCUCCCCUGGGCUUCCCGGAACUUCCGCGAUAAUUCGUGCGUGUCCGCGAAAGUCGCCCUCGAGUGUUUACGUCGCGAACUCGAUGGCCGCGCUUUUCUCACCGCACUACUGCGUCGCCGAGUAUUGCAUUAUUAAACGAUGGACUGUUGGGGUCUGAAAACAAUUCCGUUUUCUUGGAUGGACCGAGUGCCACGUCGAUCCGAGGACCUGGCUCUGUCGGGAUGUCGAGAUUAGGCAGCAAACUUUCAACGAAGGGCCCAAGGCUGUAAAGUACACAAGGGACAGGAUGCUGGAGAGGUACAACCAGCUUCGCCAGGACUUCCUCGGCGUGGCUGGGCCCCUGGUUGACAGCGACAUCCUGGAUCAGCUGAAGCUCAAUUAUACGCACGAUAUCGACUCGAGGCGUAAACUGAGCCGGAUAAAGGACCUCGGGGCAUUCAUAAGAUUGCUGGAGAAGCGGAACAUUGUGAGCUACAGCGACAUAGAGCCGCUGUGGUUCAUAGCGAAGAAGUAUAUUCACAGGCCUGACUUGGACAGCAAGCUGGAAGAUUACGAAAGUUGGCUCAAGACCGCGCCGUUGUUAUGCGACGCGUAUCGGAGCGAUGAGACCUUCGUACCAACCUCCGAGUCCACAGGCUCGACGUGCAGUUCUGCGCAUAACGCACCACAGACGUCAACGGGAAGCUCGGCCAAGUCAUUCGCCAUUAGUACGCAAACGUUACAUUGUAAUUCCGAACACGAGGAGCUAUGUGGUCUUCAUAGAAGAAAAUUGUUACAAGAGACAGUGUUGCUGCAAAUCAAAGAUAGGCUGGGUCGAUCCUGGAAAGACGUAGCUAGACAUUUGGGUAUUAGGGAAUGCGAAAUUGACGCCGUGUGCAGUAAAUAUCCUUACGACUUGAAGGAGCAAAGCUACGAAAUUCUGAAAAUUUAUAUGUCGCAAUCCAGCACGGAGCAGUGGGCCAUAAAUUUGAUACGCGCCUUGGAAAAGGGAAGACGGAGAGACUUGAGGGAACUUGUAGAGGAAUUAAUAUUGAAAGAUAGGAAUAUACGAUAUUAAUACCAAGGUCUUCGACACGCCAAAGUCUUCCGUUGGAGCCGAAUUUGUACCUUACCUCCUUCGUUAACCGAACGUGAUAUAGUUUGAUAGACGACGAAAGAAAUUCGAUAGUAUAUCGAAAAAGAUAGUUUAAUAUAUAUACAAGUAAUAGGUGAUACAAAUAAAAGUACGGAAACGCUAUUUCGAUAUUCAUAAGAAAGGUAUAAUUGCAAUAGCGUCUUACGAUUAGUAUUGUACAGAAGCUUUACAAGAGAUUACAAGGAUUUAUUCUGUUGAGAAAUAAGGUGCACAAAUUACAUGGGAACAUACAAAUUUAUCCUAGCGGCACAGUCGUGCUCGAUCGGCCACGAAAAUAAGAUACAGCAGCCCGCGCGCAUCUCUCAUAAAUUAUAUCAGUAAACUAUACACGCUUUGCCCCUUAAACUAAAGUCUCUACAUUAAUAAUGUGUCCACCUAUUUCGCUUCAAUAUGAUUUAUUGAUUGAUCUUCACUUCGUCUCGGUCGUUAAUACGGAAACAUAACUACAACGACGACAUAACAUGCUUUUGAGAACAAAAUUUUAUUUUUUUCCUUCAACAUAAUGCAAAGAUAUAUUUUCACACAAUUUACUGAACAACUCAGGGGUGAUAUCAAUAAAUUUAGCGAUAUAUUUAAAGUG